CCAGACAGGAUGGAGAAAGCCAGAGCAGCAGAGGCACCAGGCAGCUAUCCUGAAUCAAGUCAGGGGACUCAACCAGUCUCUGGGAAGGAUUCCGUUGAUAUCACCUGGAGUCAGUUUGGUGACCACCUGCCGAACUUUGUCAGUUUUCUGCGACUGCCAACCAAAAGACCAAGUUACGACCGAAAGGAUCCCAAGGAUCUCACACCCUUCACUGGAAAUGAUCUGCCCCUGCAGACCCUAUCGGCCAGGAAUUCCUUUGGUCCCAGGAACAGCAAUUCAUUCUCAUCUGCCAGAGACUCCAGGAAAGGAAGCAGCCCCAGACAGCCUAGCUUGGAAAACAGCGUCUCCCUCCACGAAGCCGUGGCCCUGUUUCCUUCCCUUCAAAGGCUGUCGAUCAAAGGAGACAGGCUCUCCUUUUCAAAGCUGCCGCUUCAAAACUCUGGGCUUCCAGCACUGCAAAGAAAGCUCAAGACCAUGCUCGAAAAGUCUCGGGGAGAGGAAAUGCUUAAACCAGCCCAGUCGUUGCCUCAGAUUAGGCCCGAAGAAAUUUUGAGCUGCAGGUACCUACGCCUGUCUCAGAGCAACAUCGAUACUUUGCUGGAGCUCUGCAAAGAAUCCGGGAUUUAUAUCGACAUCCAUCCUCACAUGAAAGAAUCCGACAUUAAUGUUAGCACGGUGCUGUCGACCAAUCCCAGUCGGACAUUCUAGGUAGUCUGCUUUGGCCCAAUUAGAACUGCACAGUCCUUAGGAGCCGGCCCGUGAGGUGAACGUUUCCACCAGCCCAGGAGAUGUGUCUGCUUUGGAAGUCAGAGAAGAAGAUGCAGCA
Sphaerodactylus townsendi is the source of this 826-nucleotide messenger RNA. It is a transcript of the gene LG14H16orf78, whose product is annotated as linkage group 14 C16orf78 homolog. The transcript has 4 exons. Lineage: Eukaryota; Metazoa; Chordata; Lepidosauria; Squamata; Sphaerodactylidae. The coding region runs from base 10 to 708 and encodes 232 amino acids. The record is from RefSeq and is a predicted model, not a curated record.